CAGGGCUGUUUGGGAGUUUGCAUGAACAAAAAAGCACCAGUCGGUAACAAACCCAAAUGAAUGGACGGCCGUUGUUUUAAAUACGUGCGCAUUUUAAAGCCACAGCAGGGUGACACAUAGCUGGUCGCUUGGUUGUAGCUAAACACGACGCCUGUUCCAACGGACUUACAUCUAUCUGAUCUGGACUGGUUUACGGCGUUUAGCCAUCUGAGCUGGCUAUGAGGUCUCUGGAGGACUGGAUUUCCCGGCUGGGUGUCUGCUAAGCCACAGUGAUACUAAAUCUGCAAAUCGAACGCGCGCAGGCUGUUCCUGCAGUGAGUCAGUAUCAUGGAGGCAGGCAGCGGGGCUGCUGCAGUGGUGGGGAAUACAGCGCUAGGACUGUUCACAGCUACAGGGAGUCAUGAUAUCUCUGACAGGGGACUGACGCCUGGUCGCAACCUGGAAGCUGACGACAUUGUGCCUGAGCUUGCCAGGAGCAUCCACCCGCGGGAAAGGCCUGACUGGGAGGAAACCAUCAGUGCCAUGGCACGGAGUGCAGAAGUCCCUGAACUGACCUGUCAGCCGCUGCUUCGGUCCUGCAGCAGCACUGCCAGCAUAAAGGUCAAGAAUGUUAAAAAACUUUCGUUUACGAAGGGCCACUUUCCAAAAUUAGCAGAAUGUGCCCACUUCCACUAUGAAAAUGUAGACUUUGGUACCAUACAGCUGAGCCUGGCAGAAGAGCAGAGUGAAGUAAGCCGGAAUGGCCUGGAGUCGAAGGAGCUUGUGUACCUGGUACAGAUUUACUGUCAGGUCUUUGACCAAGCCUAA
This is a messenger RNA of Trichomycterus rosablanca, 807 nucleotides long. Its product is annotated as rho GTPase-activating protein 32-like. The record is from RefSeq and is a predicted model, not a curated record. NCBI's taxonomy places the organism in Eukaryota, Metazoa, Chordata, Actinopteri, Siluriformes, Trichomycteridae. Gene Ontology annotation, molecular function: GTPase activator activity. Gene Ontology annotation, cellular component: Golgi apparatus; actin cytoskeleton; cell cortex. The transcript has 7 exons. Bases 328 to 807 code for a protein of 159 amino acids. Gene Ontology annotation, biological process: small GTPase-mediated signal transduction.